Molecule: messenger RNA, 1167 nt
Organism: Helianthus annuus (common sunflower)
Lineage: Eukaryota; Viridiplantae; Streptophyta; Magnoliopsida; Asterales; Asteraceae
Product: transcription factor MYC2
Exons: 1
Coding region: 1-1167 (388 amino acids)
Biological process (GO): regulation of DNA-templated transcription
Cellular component (GO): nucleus
Molecular function (GO): transcription cis-regulatory region binding; DNA-binding transcription factor activity; protein dimerization activity
Source: RefSeq, a predicted model, not a curated record
AUGUCAUCACUUAGCACAUCCACCAUGCCAGAACCCUCACUCAAAACCCGCCUCAAGUUCAUCCUCCAAAACCGGCCGGAAAGAUGGCUCUACGCCAUAUUCUGGCAAGCCUCCAUAGACACCAACGGCUGUCGUGUUCUCUCGUGGGCCGAAAGUUAUUUUCACGACUCGGUUCCUUCAAUAACAAUCGAUCACGAGACCAUCUUUGGUUGCGAAGACAUAUCCGACAUCCAAUGGUUGGCUAUGUCUUCGCUUUCCAUGUGUUUUCCAUCUGGACAUGAUGUCGUGGGCCGGAGUUAUAGUUCCGGAUCAUGCAUAUGGCUGGAUACUAUAGAACUAAAGAACUACAACAGUAAAAGAACUGAAGAUGUUAGAGUUCAUGGUAUCAAAUCAUUGGUUUGUAUUCCAACCAAACACGGAGUUGUUGAGUUGGGUUCUUGUGAUAGUGCAACACAAGACGGUGGUCUAAUCCAGUUAACGAAAUCCGUAUUUGAUUCCGCUAUCUUUUUCAACAUCAACCGCAAUAAUAUUCUUGGAUGUGAAAACCCUAGUAAGUAUACUCAUGAUUAUGCAAGUGAAAGUCAUGAGGAAGUGAUGAGUAUGAAGAAGAUGAAAAUGUCAUCAACAACGGAUGUUACAAGGGUGCCAAAACCGAGGGGAAGACGAGCAAAGGCGGUUGCUGUUGCUCCGCCUGAAACAGUGGGACCUGGGCCCCAUGUUGAGGCGGAGCGACAGAGGAGAGAGAAGCUAAACCAAUUGUUUUAUGCUCUCCGGAGUGUGGUUCCGCAUGUUUCGAAUAUGAACAAAGCUUCUUUAUUAGCUGAUGCGGUUACUUAUAUCAAUGAGCUUAAAUCCAAGAUCCAAACAUUGGAGAAGAAUAAGAUGAUAGGAUCAAGAACAGCCACCGUUGAUCACUCGAGGGCAGAUGAGAUUGAAGUCGAGGUGAUGUUGCUAGGAUCGGAUGCGAUGAUUAGGGUUCAAUCAGCGAAUGUUAACCAUCCGGCAGCGAAGUUGAUGGAUGCGCUAAAAAUAUUAGAUUUAAGAGUUCACUAUGCAAGUGUGUCAAGUGUGAAGGGUUUGAUGCUGCAAGAAGUUAUUGUGAAGAUUCCUAGUGGAUUCACAUGUGAAGAAGACACCUUGAGACUUGCUAUUCUUGACAAAAUGUAG